This is a messenger RNA of Theileria annulata, 603 nucleotides long. Its product is annotated as ribosomal protein l7/l12, mitochondrial/apicoplast, putative. Lineage: Eukaryota; Apicomplexa; Aconoidasida; Piroplasmida; Theileriidae. The record is from RefSeq and is a predicted model, not a curated record. The transcript has 3 exons. Gene Ontology annotation, molecular function: structural constituent of ribosome. Gene Ontology annotation, cellular component: ribosome. Bases 1 to 603 code for a protein of 200 amino acids. Gene Ontology annotation, biological process: translation.
AUGUUUCUCAAUAGAUUGUUAAUAUUUAAAACUAUAAAUAACCUAAAUAGACGAAAUUUUACAACAUUUGAUGUGUUUAAGAAAUUACAAGAUUCUAACACCGAUAAUGGUAAAGUGGAUGAAGAAACCAGAAAACCUUCCUUAAAAGUUAUAAAAUUAGUGGACGAGAUCCUCAAUUUAACCCUAAUUGAGGUGGCAGAUCUGUGUAACCUUUGCCAAGAUAAACUUUCCACUAAAAAUAUCGGCAAUAGAUUGCCGUUUCCACAUCCAAACUCAUUUUUUCAAUACAAUGGAUUCGUCGGCGGUAACAUGAACUUCACACCACCUCCUCCUUCUCCAUCUCCCACCAACACUUCUGAUUCUACACCAAAGGAAGCUAAUGCUAGUCCUAAGGAGGAAGUUGUGAAGGAAAAGGCGCCUUUGAAGAGGACUAUAAAAUUGGUUGGGUUCGAUAAAGAGAAGAAGAUUGAUGUAAUAAAAACCAUCAGAACAAUAUUAAAUAUUUCACUAAGAGAGUCUAAGGAAUUGAUAGAAUCUUAUCCCAAAGUUAUUAAAAAAAGUACUUUUCCACAAUUAACAAAAUUAUAUACCAUAGAUAACUAG